CUUUUAACUACUGUCGGUCUCUUGUUCACCGGAGAGCUCUUGGACCACGUGUCGCGGUGGAGAGCUAUGAGGGCAAUUAACGAGUUGAUCAUGAUCGUACCCGUCAUCCUCAAUCUGAAAGGCAAUCUGGAGAUGAAUCUUUCCGCAAGACUUGGGACUGCUGCCAAUAUGGGCAGUUUGGACGAUCCCCGCACCAGACGCAACACCAUCUACGGCAACUUGGCACUUCUCCAAGUCCAGGUGACAGUCGUAGCGAGUGUGGCUGCUUGCGUAGCUAUGGCUCUAGGAUCGAUCAUUCCAGAUCCCCCAUCCACUGCUCCCAUAUCAGUUGGUGGCGGGGUCCCUGAUAGUAUGAGGCUGAUCAGCCGAGCGCCGCGACCUCUACCCAUGAAACCCGGGCAACCAAAAUCCGGACUCGCUGAAUUCAUCAUGGUGGCAUCAUCUGCUAUGAUGUCCGCCUGCUUAUCCAGUGUACUCCUCGGAUCCUUCAUGUGCGCCCUCAUUGUAGCAUGUAGACGCUUUGGACUCGAUCCAGACAAUAUUGCACCUCCAGUGGCCUCCUGCCUUGGCGACUUGGUCACACUGUGUCUACUCGCAGUUGUUUCCUCGUUCUUGAUCAACUUUGUUAACACGCCAUUCCCGUUUAUCCUUAUCUUGUGUCUUGUUCUGUCAGCAACUUCCUGUUUCUUUGUAGUGCGGCGCAAUAGCUGCGUAAAAGACCUCGUAUGGCAUGGCUGGCUCCCAUUAUUCGGUGCCAUGGUUAUCAGCAGUGCAACGGGAAUAGUAUUGGACACCUUUGCAUCCCGGUACCAGGGAUUCCCCCUCCUUGCGAUCGUGAUUAGCGGUUUACCAGGGAGCGUAGGGUCUAUCUCCAUCUCCCGACUGUCGACUUCGCUUCAUGCAGUAAGGCAUCAUCCACAUUCCCGCCGAAAAGAGCCAUCCAAAAAGCUCGUCACGACCACUCUUCUCCUUAUCACCAUACCUGUAGAAAUCAUUUUCCUUGCCACCUUACACGCCUUCGGAUGGCUUAGACUCCCUAUACUAUUCGCUAUUCUGACCGUGCUUUUGUUCUGUUGCGCGGUGACAAUAUCACUCUUUAUUGCAAACGCGCUUACGGAUUUCCUGUGGUCGAAGGAUCUAGACCCUGACAUGUAUGCGCUACCGAUCCACUCCGCAACGAUGGACUUGAUCGGGCAGUUACUUCUUGUCCUGUGUUUCCAGCUAGUGUCUCUCACGGGCGUUAACUUAUAG
Pisolithus orientalis is the source of this 1251-nucleotide messenger RNA. RefSeq lists its product as uncharacterized. Gene Ontology annotation, cellular component: plasma membrane. The record is from RefSeq and is a predicted model, not a curated record. Gene Ontology annotation, biological process: monoatomic cation transport. The annotation marks the transcript as partial. The transcript has 6 exons. Gene Ontology annotation, molecular function: monoatomic cation transmembrane transporter activity. NCBI's taxonomy places the organism in Eukaryota, Fungi, Basidiomycota, Agaricomycetes, Boletales, Pisolithaceae.